AAGAACAUUAAAUGAUAAGCUGUUUCGGUCAACCAGAGGCUACAGUCGACUUUCAUCAGUGAUCACCAAGGAUACGCGCCCGUGCGUGUAGGAGAUGAGCAGUCCCGAUGCGGGUUACGCCAGUGACGACCCGAACCAGACCCGAGGCACUAGCUCAGUCUUGAUGUCUGGCAUGAGGCAGUGCGCGUGGGUGGACCCGCUCAGUCCGCUUUCUGACACGAAAGCAAAACACGAGGCGUGUUCUUCAGCGGGUCCGGGGCGCGGAAAGAGCGAGCCGCGCAUCCGCAGGCCGAUGAAUGCAUUUAUGGUGUGGGCGAAAGAUGAACGCAAGAGGCUUGCGCAGCAAAACCCAGAUCUGCACAAUGCAGAGCUGAGUAAAAUGCUUGGUAAGUCAUGGAAAGCUUUACCAAUAGUGGACAAACGUCCAUUUGUUGAGGAGGCGGAACGUCUCCGAGUGAAACAUAUGCAAGACCACCCAAACUACAAAUAUCGGCCACGGCGUCGUAAAAAGGUGAAACGACAUAAACGACUGGACUCCAGCUUUGUGCUUCAUGGGGAGGGGGAUGCUCAGAACCCUCUGGGCAUGGAGGGCAUGAGUGUUGGAUAUUCAGAACUGCCCCAAGCUAGGCUGCCUCUAUACUGUGAGACCCAGACUUUGUUUGAGCCCUACAGCUUGCCUCCACCCGACCCCUCUUCUAUGGACGAGUUUUUUGCCCAUCUUCAGGACAAUCAACAUCAGUCAGCAUACAGCUACUAUAACCACCAAGAGCACCACUUUCAGGAAAACACAAACAUUCUCAGCAACAUGCAUGGUCAUACUAGCAUGAAAUCACUCACAAACGCACAUUUUCACAGCAUUACUCACUGCAACAUCAACACACACACCGAUCCUAACUCACACACUUCCAGCAAUACACAGUUUAAUAUAAUGAACAAUGCUCACCCACAGCAAACUCUUAAUGAGAGUACCAAACCACAAACCAGUCACAGUUCUGGUACACAUCUUAAUUCCAUCACCCACCCGAUAUCUCACACCAUCAUUAACAAAAGCUCUUCUUCUCAUCAAGCCAUGCCUCCUGAUUACCUGAAUUGUCCUUCAACUUUAGAUGACCAUUAUAGGUCCAACUCUCAGUUGAAGCGUCCUUAUGAGGAAUUGUCACUGCCUGUUGACCGUCACACAUAUAAGCACAGCAUUCCUGAGCCACACUCACAGGCCCCUGCAGCAGCUCAGAUUCAAGGUUCUAGUGAAAUGGUGGAUGAAGUGGAGUUUGAGCAAUGCCUCGCUUAUGGGGUCCCCCAUGUACCUUUGCAGGGGUCCAACCUAAUCUCAACUGUACUGUCUGAUGCUAGCACUGCUGUGUACUACUGUGGCUAUAGUAAUUACUGAGGAGAUGUUAUGUUCUUUUUGAUAAAACCUGAAUCACACAUAUUUUCAUUGUAACCCCAGACACUGAUUAUUU
Messenger RNA from Sinocyclocheilus rhinocerous, 1460 nucleotides. RefSeq names its product SRY-box transcription factor 17 (gene sox17). Gene Ontology annotation, biological process: endoderm formation; positive regulation of transcription by RNA polymerase II; angiogenesis. Gene Ontology annotation, molecular function: DNA-binding transcription activator activity, RNA polymerase II-specific; RNA polymerase II cis-regulatory region sequence-specific DNA binding. Bases 95 to 1387 code for a protein of 430 amino acids. Gene Ontology annotation, cellular component: nucleus. NCBI's taxonomy places the organism in Eukaryota, Metazoa, Chordata, Actinopteri, Cypriniformes, Cyprinidae. The record is from RefSeq and is a predicted model, not a curated record. The transcript is spliced from 2 exons.